AUGAAAGUGCUUUCGAGUCUCCUUGCAAGCUCUGCUCUCGCAGACAUCUAUCUGCACUUUCCUCGCGGAUCUAAUAAUCGACUUAAUGAGGACAAUAAGAAUAACAAUCGUGCUAACAACAACCGACUUUUCAACUCGCAAAACGGCAACACCGGGGGAUAUAAUGUUGGAGAUGUAACUAUUGACCCCCACACUGACUACGACAGUCAAAAUAAAGCAGUCUACUUUCAAUCUGGUAAAUUGGCGCCUUCUGAAAUCUCCAUCGAGUGGUUCAACCAGCAUGGCUGUGGUACUGCCGACAAAAAUGAUGCGAACUGGAUCAACUGCCAAAUCGUCAUCCAGUACAUGUGCCAGGAUUCAUCCUCGACAAAAAUGACAAACGGACUCAGCACUGAAAAAUCUGCAUAUACAGCACCGCCAAACGAUGAAAUGUUUCAUAACGAAACUAUCGCCCGUCGAGACGCUGACUUUGAAAACAAGCCUGACUCUGGAAUGCAGGAAUCCUGGGAAUCCUACGAUGCUUGCUAUAGAAGAGAGCGAAAUCGGGGCCUCUUCAUGGCAGACAAAAAUCCUGGGAGAACUAAAGGGGCCACAAAGACUCGACAAAACUCUGGAGGAACUCGAUACGGAUAUGAAUGUUCUGAGGAGCGAGACUACUAUCCUUACUGGCAUCCAUCUGAGUGGACAGAUAUCGCUGUCAUGACUUCUGAGCCGACCAAGUGCGAUGAUUUACUCGAGAACUCUGGAAACCGAGUUGUCAAGCAUGAGUGUGUUCAUUUCAUUGACGAAAACACCGUUCAAGGAUGGUCCGAAGCUAACAAUGAAGAAGCUUGCGAAAUGAAGGGCGGCAAAUGGAUCGGAUUCCAAAUGUACAAGGAUAUUAUUGGAGAAGAUCCGCUUGAAUGUGAGAAACUGAUGGUCAAGAAAGAGGAUAUUCGAUGGGCAGUUCCUCAUUUAGCUGGCGCCGGCAGAUAUCUUGCUCCAAAAGAAAAAUGCUUGGUUCUUCACCCCGAGCCAGAAUGCAUGGCUCCACCGAAAAUGCGCACAAAUCACAAUGGAAACAUCGAAGGUGGCGGUCUUCCAACAUACAAAUGGACUCUUCCUCACUUUGAAGCUGAAGAUUUCUCGAAGGAAUGCGCCGUCAGAAUCCGAUACAACAUUACGACCAAUGAUUACCCAGACGACUUUUCGACAGAACACACUGAAACACACUACGCUGCUCCUGAAAUCUGGCCCAAUCCGGUCGUCAACUACAAAGAUGUCGAUCUCAAACUGGCCAUCAACACCGCUCAAUUUGGUAGAACAUUCCAGGAUAGAACCCACAUUUUCCAGAUUCUUCCACGCCCAGCGAGCAUUCCGGAUGAUCACAAACUUUACAAUGUCGGCGUCCGAGGACGAAGAGGAAAUGCUGCUCAAACUUACCCAGCUGUUGAAUACGACUUCAGCCCCUCAAAUCUCGAUAUUAAUUCCUAUGAUCUCGUUCAUUUCCAAUGGGAGGGCUCAAACACAGUUCCUUCUAGCACUGGUCAAGGAAAGGACAACACCGAUCGAAACAACAUUGUUCCAUUGCUCGCUGCCAACCAAAACAUCCCCGCUGGAUUCAUUGCGGAUCAGCGACAGAACGACGACCUUCCGGUGGAUCACUUUUCUGUUGAAGAGGAUGGAGAAACUAAGGUCUUCUAUGUUCGAACUUCUCACGGUGCAAAUCUCUUUGAAAUCCCCGAUAUCUGUCACAGCUUUGGUAUGGAAAUGCCCAUUCCAACCAGCGAGGCAUACAAUGAAGCUCUGAAAAAUUACUGGGUCAAUAAUGAGGGCAUCUGGAAGGGCGACUUCCCUAUCGGAGUUCAUGCUCUAUGGAUUGAGAGUGAGUCUGGCGACGAAGCUGGCUUCAAUUCAUUCACUGGAGAUAACCCACAGAUGGAGUACUAUGAAAAUGUUGCCCACUAUGCUGUGAUGAACUCACAAGGAAACUGGUACGACGCUCGACAUGAACACGACUUUGCCUGGUUCCCAUGCGUCAAACAAGUUUACGACGUUCCAACAACUGACCCUGAGAUGUUUGCCGAAUGGCUCUGGACCUCCUCCGACGUCAACGACCUCUCACACAUGGACGACUUGAAGAUUCAACUUGCAUCAAGUGGAUUCUACGGUUGCCAUCAUGAAGGCCAUUGCUCAAACUCAGUUGAAGCACCAAAGGAAGUGAUGAACCCAAAGCUGAACAACGCACCUCCUUCUUUCAAAGGAAAUGUUGUGAAGAUGAACCCAGCAAACGUGCGAUCGUUCAUGCGCGGCACUCGCGGUGGAUUUGGCCCAAGCGUGCCGUUUUCCGACUUGGAGCUUGACGAUGAGCUGUCCCGAAGUCUCCGCGCUCCGGAAGAAGAAGCUGGCGAAAAACAUACUCGAGGAGCUGCUCCUUUGGCUCCCUUUUUCGGAUAA
Molecule: messenger RNA, 2436 nt
Organism: Oikopleura dioica
Lineage: Eukaryota; Metazoa; Chordata; Appendicularia; Copelata; Oikopleuridae
Source: the annotation of a GenBank genome assembly